GCCAGGGCAGAAGGACUCGGCCUGAGAAACCCGAUUCGAGGUUUUUCCGGGGGGUUUGUCCAGUCGAAGGGUUUUGCCGCUGUGGCUCCCGAAUUUUGCUUCCGAGGCUGGCCUGGCUGAGGGCUCAGCGCGCCCGGCCCCACCCUCCAGGUGAACCUAGAACUCCCCCAACCGGAGUCUCAUUCUUUUUCCUGCGAAACUCCCGAUGCUGCCUGAGGCUUGGACCCAACCUGAGGGACCACAUCUGAGAAAACCCUGCCUGUGUCUGCAGUAUCCGCUUGAAUUCCUCAGGUUGUUCAGGAAUGGAGAAUCUCCAGCAGUGUUAAAUAUAUGACCAUCAACUUAGGAGAUGGCUGCUUUGCAAAGGAAAGGGCUUCAGGCAAGGAUUCUCAGCGCUGAAGAAGAGGAGAAACUGAAAAGAGACCAAGCUUUAGUGUCUAAUUUUAAACAGCAAAAACUGGAAAAAGAGGCUCAGAAGAACUGGGACCUUUUUUACAAAAGAAAUAGCACUAAUUUCUUCAAAGAUAGACACUGGACCACCAGAGAGUUUGAGGAGCUCAGAUCAUGUAGAGAGUUUGCAGAUCAAAAAUUGACUAUGCUUGAAGCUGGCUGUGGGGUUGGGAACUGUUUAUUCCCGCUUUUAGAAGAUCCGAAUAUCUUUGCCUAUGCCUGUGAUUUUUCUCCAAGAGCAGUUGAAUAUGUCAAGCAAAAUCCUUUAUAUGACACAGAAAGAUGCAAGGUAUUCCAGUGUGAUCUGACUAAAGAUGACCUUCUGGAACACGUGCCCCCAGAGUCUGUGGAUGUUGUCAUGUUGAUAUUUGUGCUCUCUGCGGUUCACCCUGAUAAAAUGCACCUUGUCUUACAAAACAUUUACAAGGUAUUAAAACCAGGCAAAAGUGUCUUGUUUCGCGACUAUGGGCUGUAUGAUCAUGCCAUGCUUAGGUUUAAAGCCGGCAGCAAACUUGCAGAAAACUUUUAUGUUAGACAAGAUGGAACCAGAUCGUAUUUUUUCACUGAUGAAUUCCUGGCACGGCUCUUUAUGGACACAGGUUACGAAGAAGAGGUGAACGAGUAUGUGUUUCGUGAGACGGUGAAUAAAAAAGAAGGCCUGUGUGUGCCGAGGGUUUUCCUUCAGAGCAAGUUCCGAAAGUCUCUGAAGAACCCAACUCCUGUGACCCUGCGCCUGGGCCACGAGUCCUGACCUUUUACGAGGUUGAUGUCUGUGCCUCCCCUUGAAGAGGAAAGUUUAAAGUCACUCUUUUUAUUUUGUGUACUUUUAUAUUUUAACUUUUUAAAAUGAAUAUAUAUACUUUUUAUAUUAAAAGGUAGCAA
Messenger RNA from Eubalaena glacialis (North Atlantic right whale), 1332 nucleotides. It is a transcript of the gene METTL6, whose product is annotated as methyltransferase 6, tRNA N3-cytidine. The record is from RefSeq and is a predicted model, not a curated record. The coding region runs from base 350 to 1201 and encodes 283 amino acids. Lineage: Eukaryota; Metazoa; Chordata; Mammalia; Artiodactyla; Balaenidae. The transcript has 6 exons.